GAGCUACCGACAUUUGCAAUACAUCAUGCUUACGGUUGAGUUUCCCUCAGACAUGGAGCGAACAUAACAUUUAAACGUUAGAGGUCUGGUAAUGUGCAUUUACCACCGCAUUCACUAACGCUGUGGCAACACCAUGUAUUAGCCAAAGCAGCUGAUUUAGACAUUUACAUAAAUUGACGUAGCGUCUUUUGCCGAACGCUGGAAUAAAUUUUUGAAAAAACUUCUGACGUGUGCAACGAAAGUAAAACAGAUCAUUGCUCCCUAAAAAUUCGUAGUAAAGUUUUUUUUACUUAUUUCGCGCAGUUAAAGUAUAUGAUAUUUUACUAAAUUCAGCAUUCGAGCAGAACAAAAAAGCAAUGAAAAUACCAGAAAAGAGUAGAUUUCUUGUGUACUCAUUGAGUAUUUUCCUUUGCUACUUUCUAUUUGGAAUUGUGCAGGAGAAAAUCACACGGGGGCGUUAUGGUAAUGAACCUAAUGAAGAUGGCAAAGUAGGUGAGCGGUUCACAUAUGUUCUGGCCUUAGUGUGGGUGCAAUGUUUUUGUAAUUUCAUUUUUGCGAAAGGUAUGUUAUGGGCCAAAAAAUCAAAGAAAGAGGAUCAAACACAUUCUGGAUACUAUGCUAUCAGUGCGCUCACUUACCUUUUAGCUAUGAUAUCGUCCAACAUGGCGCUACGUUGGGUACCAUACCCAACACAAGUGGUAGGAAAAUCAGCCAAACCGAUCCCAGUAAUGAUAUUAGGGGUUUUAAUUGGUCGCAAGUCGUAUUCCUGGGUACGUUAUGCUUGUGUUACAACUAUAGUUGUUGGUGUAGUGCUAUUUAUGUACAAAGAAAGCCAAAUAGCACAUUUACCAAAAGAGACAACAGGAUUGGGAGAACUUCUGCUCUUUCUGAGUUUGGCUAUGGAUGGACUAACCGGCGCAGUGCAAGAGAGAAUGCGUGCUUCGAGCGCGCCAUCUGGACAGCAAAUGAUGUUUGCUAUGAACUUUUGGAGCACAAUUAUGUUAAGCUUUGCCACAAUUUUGACAGGUGAAGCUAAAGAGUUUGUCCAGUUCGCUACACGGCAUCCUGAACUUUGGAGCCAUUUAGCAAUGCUCGCAUUAUGCGGUGCUUUAGGUCAAUUAUUUAUCUUUCUUAUGGUUGCGAAAUUUGGACCACUAGCCUGCUCUGUAGUGACGACAACGCGUAAAUUUUUCACUGUGUUAAGUUCUGUAUUGCUCUUUGGUAAUGUGUUAAUACCGAGACAAUGGUUCGGAGCAUUGCUGGUAUUUGCAGCGUUGUUCUUUGAUAUGUUCUAUGGGAAGGGGAAUGACAAGAAAGCUGCAGUUGCAAAGAAAGAUGAAGGAGAUCUUGCAGAUGACAAGAAAAAGUUGAUAUCAUAGAAUUUAGAUGAAAUAUUAUAGAUUUUAUAUUAUAUAUAUAUAUUUCUACUAUAUAUUACUAUAUAUAUAUCAAUGAUAUAUCUAUGACAUAUAUCACUAAGCUUCCAAAUUUAAAAAAAUAGUGUUUUUGCGCUGUAUAAAGUGAAAUUUUAAUUAAGUUUGGUCUCACUACCUUGUGUGUUUGAACUAGUAAUAGUUUUUUUGUACAAAUAAAAUAGGAAUAUUUAUUUUAAAUCACUGAAGAAAAUUUGGGUUACUGUUCUAUAUUGCUGUAGUUUGUAAAUAAAUUAUUUCACAUUUCAAAUUUACCUAAAA
Bactrocera oleae (olive fruit fly) is the source of this 1694-nucleotide messenger RNA. RefSeq names its product Solute carrier family 35 member B1 homolog meigo (gene meigo). Gene Ontology annotation, biological process: UDP-galactose transmembrane transport. Gene Ontology annotation, cellular component: Golgi membrane; endoplasmic reticulum membrane. NCBI's taxonomy places the organism in Eukaryota, Metazoa, Arthropoda, Insecta, Diptera, Tephritidae. Gene Ontology annotation, molecular function: UDP-glucose transmembrane transporter activity; UDP-galactose transmembrane transporter activity. The record is from RefSeq and is a predicted model, not a curated record.